UCACUUGGAAUUUGUUUUAUGAUUUAUUCAUUUGUCUGUUUGUGUAUAUGUCUUGGUAGACUGGUAAAUGCAAGAACAGAAUUCUUUCAUAGACAAACUUGUCCCCAGGAAAGUACAUGAGACAGAAUCUGAACCAAGGCAUGUGAGCUAAAAGAAGGAAGGAUGGAAAGGAAAGGGUCAGGCUCACAGACGGCCCCAGGCAGAGGUAUGUGGACAGUCACCAUGCUUCCUGGUUGAAUCUCAUUAGUUGGACAUUGUGCAAGUGCCCAAGAAAAAGGAGGGAAGCCUAGUGCCAGGGGUGUGCCAGACUGUCACCCUCUCCCUGAUUGGGAAACCAGCAGCAUGCGUGGGCAUGCAUCAUGAACCCAGAACAGGAUAAAAGGGAUCCUGCCCUGGGCUCUUCAUCCACAGCCUCCUCAGGAACGAGCCACUCCUGCCUCCUCUGCAUCCGGCUCACUCACCUCCCGCCGAGAUGUCCUCCCAGCAGCACCAGCAGCAGUGCCAGCCCCCUCCCAAGUGCCCCUCGCCCAAGUGCCCCCCAAAGAGCCCCGCACAGUGUUCACCUCCAGCCUCCUCGGGCUGUGCUCCAAGCUCCGAGGGCGGCUGCUGCCUGAGCCACCAUGGGCGCCGCAGGUCCCACCGAUGCCGGCGCCGGAGCUCCAACUCCUGUGACCGUGGCAGUGGUCAGCAGUCCGGGGACUCCAGCUGUGGCCAGGGCUCUGGGGGCUGCUGCUGACCUGGGCUCCUGACGCUGAGAUGAACAACUCCAGAGGAAACAAGAAUCCAAAGGGUCAAGGAAAAGCCCAGCCUGACACAUCCUUUCCCAGAUACAACAUCCUCACUUUCCCAGCCUGAGCUGGGGAUGUUCCAUGGAGGACUUGGAGCUCUCUCCGGAAGGCUCUUUCUGUCCUAUGUCCAGGAUCUCACAGUUCCCCCACCCCCUGCAUGUGCAAUGAUUGGCAGGGCCUGUGCUUGACUGUGAAAAAUAAAGCUUCUCUUCCUCGUUA
This is a messenger RNA of Equus caballus (horse), 1007 nucleotides long. RefSeq names its product late cornified envelope protein 3B. The record is from RefSeq and is a predicted model, not a curated record. Lineage: Eukaryota; Metazoa; Chordata; Mammalia; Perissodactyla; Equidae. Gene Ontology annotation, biological process: epidermis development.